Molecule: messenger RNA, 3626 nt
Organism: Alnus glutinosa
Lineage: Eukaryota; Viridiplantae; Streptophyta; Magnoliopsida; Fagales; Betulaceae
Product: receptor-like serine/threonine-protein kinase ALE2
Exons: 13
Coding region: 363-3167 (934 amino acids)
Biological process (GO): protein phosphorylation
Molecular function (GO): ATP binding; protein kinase activity
Source: RefSeq, a predicted model, not a curated record
UCAAAGCAUUUCCAUAUUAUAAACAAUGCAAAAGAAUUUCAUACUGUCAGCCUUUCAAUACUCUUUGGAACAGUCUAUGGCACACUCUCUUAAGCGUGUGUCUGUGUCUCUUAAUAUGCUGCUUUUUUCUUGAUCAGUUCCAGUGGCCUUUAAUCACCCAUGUCAACCAAAACUAUUCCAUUAGAAUUCUCAAAGCUCUGCAAACUUCAGACCUUUGUCUCAGCAAAAGAACGCCUUUUGGGUUCGUCCUACCUAACCCAUUCAUGUACUUUCACCAUACCGACUUCCUCAUUACUUUGUUGGAUGGCUGAGUAAGAGGUUACAGAUCUUAAGAAUUCGUCUCCAAUUUCCUUGGAGGUGAUAUGGGGAGGCAGCUGAUUCUCCUGCUGUUGAAAAUAUAUUUAGCACUGGGUGCUAUUCAAGUUCAUGGAUCUGCAGUACCAGUUCCAUCACCAUCACCACCAACACUCAAUCGUUUCAUACCACGCCAACUAUCAUCCAUGCUAUCAGACCAUGCUGUCACUCCUGCAUCAAAUCCUCUCAGCUUUGGCUGGAAAAGGCAUGGCAAGCCAGUUAGUUCACCUCCCAACAAAGGAUUGCCUAAUUCAUCACCUGUGAAUCACUCUCCACCUAAAGACCAUGCUGUCACUCCUGCAUCAAAUCCUCUCAGCUUUGGCAGGAAAAGAUAUGGCAAGCCAGUUAGUUCACCUCCCAACAAAGCAUUGCCUAAUUCAUCACCUGUGAAUCAUUCUCCACCUAAAGCAACUCCUCAACAUGAUCUGGGUCGGCCUUCAAGUAUUGCACUUCCACCUUCUAUGUCAAUUUUUGGAGGUCCUGGAAAGAAAUGGGUUCAUGGUCCUGCAUCUUCCCCUUCAAUCUCAUUUCACAAGCAUUAUCAUGCAAGAAAAAAGUUCGACUCUGCUCCAGAACCAUCUUAUCUGAUACAUCCACCCACUUACAGCCAGCAAGGCCCUUCAGUCUCCCCAUUCCAAUCCCCCUAUCCUUCAUCAAUAAGCAAGGAUUUUCCUGCACCUGCACUAUCACCAACAAUACUGUCAAGCCACUUGAACAGGCCCAUUGUUCCACCAAAAAUUUCUCCUUUGGGUUCUUCCCUGAAGAAUACAAAGACACCACCACCCUCACCACUUCUGACCCUACCACCUCCACCUCCCAAUGAAGAUUGUACAUCUGUGACAUGCACAGAGCCUCUAACAUAUACACCUCCAGGGGCACCCUGUGGUUGUGUGCGGCCAAUUCAAGUUAAACUCCGCAUUAGCGUUGCAAUAUACACGUUCUUCUCUCUGGUUUCAGAGCUUGCUGAAGAAAUAGCAGCUAGUAUUUCUCUAAACCAUAGCCAAGUUCGCAUUAUGGGAGCAGAUGCAGCUAGUCAGCAGCUAGAAAAAACCAGUGUCAUCAUCAACCUGGUACCUAAAGGACUGAAAUUCAAUGACACUACUUCGUUUUCUAUUUAUGAGAAAUUCUGGCACCGGCAGGUUUUGAUCAAGGCUUCAGUUUUUGGUGCCUACGAAAUACUCUAUGUUCGCUAUCCAGGUCUUCCCCCGUCUCCCCCUUCAGCACCUUCUAGCAUUUCUGCAAUAGAUGAUGGGCCAUAUGCUGGCCACGAGAACAAUGGAAGGAUAAUAAAACCUCUAGGAGUUGCUGUGCCCAGGGGAAAAAACAAUGGACCUGGUGGAAGCAUGAUUACUCUAAUCGUAAUGUCAUCUUUCACUGCCUUCAUUAUAUGUGUUGGACUAGCUUGGCUUUUGCUGUUGAAAUGUGGUUCUGGUGUUCAUCGUUCUGAACAAAUUCCACAUGUUUUCAUAUCCUCCCCUAAAAAGCCAUCAGCAGGGGCAGCCCGGUCUAUGAUGUUUGGAAGCAUGCGUGGUUCUGCAUCAAUGUCUUUUAGUUCGGGCACACUAACAUAUAUAGGAACUGCUAAGACCUUCACUUUGAAUGACAUAGAGAGAACCACCAAUAACUUUGAUCCUUCAAGAAUACUUGGAGAAGGUGGAUUUGGGCUUGUUUACAGUGGCCUUUUAGAUGAUGGGAAGGAGGUGGCUGUGAAGCUUCUCAAGAGAGAUGAUCACCAUGGCAGCCGUGAGUUCUUGGCAGAAGUUGAGAUGCUUAGCCGCCUUCACCACCGAAAUUUAGUUAAAUUGAUUGGUAUAUGCACAGAGCAUCUAGCUCGCUGCCUAGUAUACGAACUAGUUCCAAACGGAAGUGUCGAAUCCCACUUACAUGGUGUUGACAAGGAAACUGAUCCACUUAACUGGGAUGCUCGGAUGAAGAUUGCCCUUGGUGCAGCUCGGGGCUUAGCCUAUCUGCAUGAAGACUCAAACCCACGUGUUAUACAUAGAGACUUCAAGUCCAGCAACAUCUUAUUGGAAUAUGAUUUUACACCCAAGGUCUCAGAUUUUGGAUUGGCUAGAACUGCAUUAGAUGAGGGAAACAAACACAUCUCUACACAUGUUAUGGGAACUUUUGGUUACUUAGCUCCGGAGUAUGCAAUGACUGGACAUCUUCUUGUGAAAAGCGACGUUUACAGCUAUGGGGUAGUACUCCUUGAGCUGCUAACAGGAAGAAAGCCUGUAGACUUGUCGCAGCCACCAGGUCAAGAAAAUCUAGUUGCUUGGGCCCGUCCACUUCUAACAAGCGAGGAGGGCUUAGAAACAAUCAUUGAUCCAGCUAUAAAGUCAAAUAUUUCAAUCAAUAGUGUAGCUAAAGCAGCAGCUAUUGCAUCCAUGUGUGUGCAACCAGAAGUAUCUCACCGCCCUUUCAUGGGUGAAGUUGUUCAGGCCUUGAAGCUAGUAUGCAAUGAGUUUGAUGAGACAGGUGAUCUAGGGUCAAGAAGUUGCAGUCAAGAGGAUCUUUUGGUUGAUUUAGAUAGCAAAGGCAAGAAACUUUCAGGUGAGAUCGUGGAAGUCUCACAGUCCCAUCAACCACUGUCUGGCUAUGAUUCUAGCCAUGGCACCAAGAUAGCAUUAUCAGCAUCAGCUUUGGGACUUGAGGGACAAGAAUUAGGGUCUUUCAGGAGACACUCCACUUCAGGGCCUCUGAGUGUGGGGAGGAAAAGGCAGUUUUGGCAGAGAUUAAGAAGUUUGUCAAGAGGGAGCAUGAGUGACAGUGAGCAUGGGGUUUCAUUGAAAUUAUGGCCAGAAUCUCAUUAGCUCCUGCUGAAGCCCCAUCGAUGUACAGUUGCAAUCUCUACCAAGCAAGAUUGGAGUUUGCUUUCCUGGACAAGAGCAAUAUCUAACGUUAUUCCUUCAUCUCUUGGCAUUUUCCCAUCCAUCUUUUUUUUCAAAUUUACUAUUGGAUUUGUACGACCCGUCCUACAAUCCAAUGGCGAAUUUAAAAAUAAAUAAAUAAAUAUGGAUAGAGAUAGAAGAGAGAAUGCUGAGAGAUGGAGGAAUACCAUUUCUCCUUAUUUACUAUGAGCUGAAAUCCCAUCCAUUUUUUCCCCUCUUGUGAUUUUUGAAAGCCUCAAUUGAAGCUAAAGGUUAGGGGAUGUCACCCUAUUUUGGCUUCUAAAGCUCCACAACAUAUACUCAUGGCUUCUAUUAUUUUAAUGCAAAUAGUUCGAAAGUCGGUUUCAUCAAUAAAAUAGAGUAUUAGUUAAAGUAAAGAAA